UUUGGCAACACGCAAUUAGUUCACUCGUUUACCUUUGACGUAGAUAGACGUAAGUUGAGUAGUUAUUUAAUUUCAGUGUCAAUAUAUAAAACAAUUAAUCAGAGUAAGUGUACCUACAGUCUAAACACGAUGAAGACCAGAGUUCCACUGUUGGUGUUAUGCUUGGUGCAGAUUGUCCUAGUCAGCUACGUCUUCGGGUCCAAAGCUUUUAAAGUGGCAAUAGUGAACUACGACGCAAAGCAAACAGAUGAGCACUGCACGUUCCUCGACCCCUGCUCUCUGAGGAACAUCUCCUGCCGGUACAUCUCCCACCUCCGGAGGCAGCCAAUCAGCGAGACGUACCACACCAACCUGGACACUACCGUCCACGCGCUGCAGAAUUCGGAGCUCGAUGCUUCCGCAGUUGUUUAUAUGAACGAAAACUUCACCGAUGCUUUCGUGGCUAAAAUGGCUUUAGGAGACGACGCAGAUGCAGAAACUGUCGACUCAGGACAACUGCACGUGUGGCUGAACAAGGCAGAGCAAACCGAUACCAUCAAACGUCUCCUAGAGACUGCGUUUGACCACUUUACUAAGGACAUAAUGACAGCAUGCGAGUUUGUACAAGACCAGAGCCGCUUCUCUUUUAGUAAUUCUUUUCAUUACCACUACGUUUAAUUAUAGUAUCAAAAUAAAGUGCAUAACUCAUGAACAAUAAUGAGUUUCUAGGGAUAUU
Messenger RNA from Maniola jurtina (meadow brown), 715 nucleotides. RefSeq lists its product as uncharacterized. Bases 130 to 657 code for a protein of 175 amino acids. The transcript is spliced from 5 exons. The record is from RefSeq and is a predicted model, not a curated record. NCBI's taxonomy places the organism in Eukaryota, Metazoa, Arthropoda, Insecta, Lepidoptera, Nymphalidae.